Messenger RNA from Erythranthe guttata (spotted monkey flower), 2397 nucleotides. RefSeq names its product GPI transamidase component family protein / Gaa1-like family protein. Gene Ontology annotation, cellular component: membrane; GPI-anchor transamidase complex. The record is from RefSeq and is a predicted model, not a curated record. Gene Ontology annotation, biological process: attachment of GPI anchor to protein. Lineage: Eukaryota; Viridiplantae; Streptophyta; Magnoliopsida; Lamiales; Phrymaceae.
UAAAAAAAAUUACUACAGAAAUCGAAUAUUUGACCAUAAAAAAAGUAUUUGAAAAAACACCCCAAGAAAGCUCAUAUUCACACUCCGCACCCACCUCCACCGGGAAAGUAAAAGAGGAAUGCCAAACUUCUGAAUACGACGUCGUAUUAGAAGUUGAGAACUGAAAAGCUCAAAUCGACUACUGUAGAAGAAGAGGGCGAAACUCCAAAAGCUUAACUCCGAUCGGUGCUCAACAAUGGCGGAAACCGAACCGGCCGUCAAAUCAAAGCCUCGGCCAAUCAUGCGGAUCAGCCUGUUUCUCGUUUCCCACAGUCUCUUGUUCAGUGUGGUGUGCUGCACAGCCGGAAUUGUAGCUCUUCUUAUUUUGCCCCUUCUCGCCAAGAACACCUACAUUUCCGAAAAUGCACUGAUGCCCGGUUCUGCAAGUCCUAUGCUCUCGAACGAUGAUGCUUCGGAUGGCUACAGAUUUUAUAACAGGAUUAUGGAUCUUGAUGCAAAGACGACAAUCGCUGGCAAUGAAAUUCCAGAGCUGAUAGCAGAACACAUAAAAGAGUUAGAUGGCGAAGUUAAUUACCACAAGUUCCUCCCAAUAUCUAAUAAAUUUCAUCCAUUGCACUUUUUCUUGGGCCCUGAUGCUGGAAUAAUCCAAGAGAAUUUUACCUGUUCAUCUUACGGAAUCAACACUGUUGGAAUAAUAAGAGCUCCGCGUGGUGAUGGGAAGGAAGCUAUUGUACUCGUAACGCCUUAUAAUUCCACCAAGAUCACUACCGGCGAGGCUUUAUCUCUUGGAAUCGCAUACUCAGUCUUCUCUCUACUUUCCCGAGUCACUUGGCUUGCUAAAGAUAUUAUAUGGCUUGCUUCCGAUUCAAAACACGGGGAAUAUGCUGCAGUUUCUGCAUGGCUGAGAGAUUAUAAUACACUUUCUUUUGGUGACUUGAAGCUGCAGGAUGAAAUGUGUAGUCCAAGUAUUUCUAAUGGUUUUCGACGAGCUGGAACAAUGGCAGCUGCACUUAUCAUUAAGGUUGCUGAUAGCAGUAUGGAGUUUGAAAAGGAUAAUCUCAAGAUAUAUGCUGAAGCGUCUAAUGGGCAGAUGCCGAAUCUUGACCUCAUAAAUAUUGUUAAUUAUCUGGCUGUGCAUGGGCAGGGUUUGCAAGUGAGGGUGGAGAAAAUUUGGUCAUUGCUCGAUUCUUGGUGGCUGAAAAUUCUGGGACAACUACUUGAGUUGCUCGGAAGUGUGGCUAAAACCUUAAAUCCACAAUGGAAAUUCGGCAUCCCUGUUGCAGAUUAUGUUGAAGGCUCUGCCACUCUUGCUAGUUCCCUAUAUAACCAGGCGUUAGGUGUUCCGACUGGUCCACAUGGGGCCUUCCGUGAUUAUCAAGUUGAUGCAAUUACUAUGGAAAUCUCACCAAAGUUCUACUCAAGUCAGAGGGCCCUGUUCCUUUUGCGAGUUGGCAGGUUGAUCGAAGGAGUCGUACGAUCUGUGAAUAAUCUCCUCGAGAAGUUCCAUCAGUCCUUUUUCCUGUAUCUCAUGACAUCUCCUAGUAGGUUUGCUUCAGUUGGGGUCUACAUGAUUGCCUUUGCAUUACUCGUUGCUCCUCUUCCACUAGUUGCAACAUCUCUCUUUUCCGAUGCUAGUAAUUCAAAACCGGAGAAAGAUGAAAUAUCAUCCAAAUCUCUCCCAACUUUUACAUCAUGGAAAUGGCUUAGUGCUGCAAAAACAGUUCUUUUUGUGCACUUAUGGAGUGCAACUGUAACACUGCUUCCUUAUUUCAUCUCAAAAAUUCCUAAUUCCACCCCAUCUUUCAACUUCUUAAGUUGGAUCGAGCUUUCUUUGGCUAGCUUCUUAUUCAUGUACGCCAUUCCUGGUUCUUUUUCAUCUUCGAGUACAACUCAACCACAAAGAAACGAAUGGGCUCUUCUGAAAUCAGUAACUAUUGCCGCUGCUUUCAUAGGGCUUUGUCUCAUGUCUGUAAUCAACUUCGCAACAGCUGAAAUCGGAGCACUUCUGCUGGUUCCUAUGUGUUUGACCGUUUUACCCCUGAGGCUCGAUUUGAAAGAAAAACCCGUGAGAGCGUUCGUGCGUCGAGCUUGUAAUGUGCUAUUGGUAUUCCUUGGGUUUCCUCCAAUUAUAUUUCUCUUGUUAAAAGGUGCGUUAGAUGGUUUUAGCAGCGUUGGUUUCGGUGAUUUCUGGAAUUGGGCAGAGUCCCUUUGGGCAUGGAACAGUGCUACUUAUAUCUACAUGUGUAUGGUUCAUCUGCCCUGUUGGGUUCUUUGUAUUCGCACAUUACUACAUCGUUGCUAAUUUUUCUUCGAUUCUUCUGGGCUUGUUUCUGUUUGUAUCGAAUUAAUCAGAUAUCGAAAUAGUAUACAUUUUUAGCAUCAAGGCUUGUUUGAUAA